ACAAAGACGGGUGGCCUAUAUGCAACAAUCUUGUCAAUAUAUUUUUUGUCAGAGCUUGAAUUGGACUGUGGAAAAAGGUGCUUAAAAAUUAGUGUUUUAAAACUUUGAAGAAGAAGUUACGAUGCAGUGGUGUUGUGUAUUUGCGCUGUGCGUCGCGAUUGUUUUGCAAAGUUCCGUUUUGGGAUUAGCAAAGAAGAAAGAAGAAAAAUCUCACGCAACAAAAUCAAACGUUCACGAAAUAAAGAAGACUUCGUCACAAAAUCUGCUCAAAUCAGAGCUCAACGCCGCGCCACUUGGGAUGGGCAUUGGAUUGAAAGCAAACGUCCCCGAAGCAAGCGACAAGAGCAAAAAAGACGACAAAGAUAUCAAAACAGAAUCGGAAACGACAACAGAGACAAACGGGCCUUUUAAGACUGUCACAACGGUCACGAAGCAGACAAAGAUGGGAAAAAAUAACAAGCCAGAAGUCAUUGGACAAAGUGUAGAAAAAGUGAUGACAAAUAUCUUUGAUCCGAAGAAGCCUGGUAAAUACAAAGUUGGAAAGGCUAAAGGAAAGCACGGAUUCAUGUUGGACAUCUUCAAUCCAUUUGGACUCGGUGGACUGUUCGGAGACGAACCAGCUAAGCAAUGUUCCCCAAAGAAGCACUGUAAGAAACCAGGAAUGUACUGCGAUAGGAUGGACAACCAAUGCAGGAAAAAAGUAAAACUGGAUGGACGAUGCGAUCAGGCGGGACAAUGCGAUACGGAUGAAAAACAACAUGUUACCUGCCUCUGGGGAAGAUGUUCCCUAGUCAAGAAAACCUCGGGCAAUGCAGGUGUGUUUUGCAAAGAAAAUAAAGAUUGUGGAUCUGAAGAUCUCCACUGCGGCUUACAACUAGAUAUCAGCGAGGUGUCGAAAGUCUGUAUUUAUAAACUCAACGAGGGUCAAACAUGCGGUCGAAGUAGAAUGUUUUCUUUCUUCCCCUUUGGAGGAUUGACGCAUGACCAACCUUGCAAAAAGGGAUACACUUGCCAGGAGUUAAGCUUUACAGGAAGAAAGAUUUGCCGUCGCUCAGAUGAGGAGGAUGAGAACGAAGACUAAUCUAUGCAUGUACCAAAUAAAAAAUAAUUAUGAGACAAUGGCUAAAUAGUUGCUUGUGAUAUGCAUAGUUAAAAAUGUAUGCUCGCUUAUGGUGUAAAUGGGACAAUUUUUCAUGAUGUAAUUUUUUAUGUACUGGAUUCUUAGAAUAAAAAGAAUAAAAAAUCA
Dendronephthya gigantea is the source of this 1246-nucleotide messenger RNA. RefSeq lists its product as uncharacterized. The coding region runs from base 122 to 1081 and encodes 319 amino acids. The record is from RefSeq and is a predicted model, not a curated record. The transcript is spliced from 5 exons. Lineage: Eukaryota; Metazoa; Cnidaria; Anthozoa; Malacalcyonacea; Nephtheidae.